AAGUGGGAUUACAGUACAAUUUCAAGUUUUGAAAUUUGUUGUUUAAUCCACUCAAUUUUUCAAUGUGAUAAUAUUGUAAUAAAAUCAAAUCGUCGUGAGUGAAUGCAUGGCUUCAAACACUGGAAACGAGCCACGGGUCUCCAAUGAUCAAGAGAAAUAUGAGAUAAACGUCCCAACGUGGCCAUACGACCAAUGGGAAACGGUUAAGAAAUCUGAAGUCACUGAUAUGAUUGCGGAAAAUGAUAAUAAAGCACCCAUACCACGUCAUUAUCACAGUUUACCAAGAAUUCAAACUAAUUCCGCCCUAAAGGAACUUUUAAAUCAGCUUUCUUCACUAACUAAUGUGCUAGUAGACGGAACAAACGCUCGUGUUCACAAAGAAGUGCAGGAACUGAUGAAGGCGUUUUCAGAGAAUCUGAGGACCGCAGGAGUUCUCUUUAGGGGAUGUCGGUUAAUACAGGGUGGAAGCGUUGCCGAGGGAACAAAGGUAGGAAAAGCAGAUGAAUAUGACUAUUUAUUGGUUCUAAAGGUCUUAUCGGACAGGGAGACUUUUCAUCUUCGUCUCUCAGACAAAUACUUUAAAUUUGCUUUAAAACCGACAGAAUUGUUGGAAACCUUGCGAUCGGAGGUCCCGAAUUUACUGGAUUCUGACGAGGGUUCGGUGUUUUUACACUACACUUUCAAGGAACUGAUACUGAAAGCAAUCCUUAACGUUCUCGAUUCUUCAAUGCCUCCAGGGUGGAAAAGAUUUCCCGCAGAAAAUGGUGACGUUUGUUCAUCACACAUUGCUACAACGCUCCAUCUCUUCUCUGAAAAGUACGAUAUGGACGUAGACAUUGAUAUUUGUUUGUGCUUUCAGUUAUCAUCGAAUGAUAUAGAAAGUGCUGCAGAGCUAGAGGAAAAGGAGGAAAACUCGGGUUUACUCUUCUCCUACCUUCGUUGUCUUCACCAAAUUGCCCCGUUUGAAAUAUUUGCCAUCAUUGGUGACGGAGAACAUGCAUUCCGUGUUACUAACACUCGCAUAACUGCACCCCUACUAGAGCUGUCGCGGCUUCUGUCCCAUGGUCCAAAUGACGGAAGACUGAAAACCUACAAACUGGCAAAAUGCUUAACCAACAAUUUUCUUCCAAGGUACACAAAUGUAUUUGGUUGUAAAAGAUGCUGCCAUGUUCUAGUCAAAAGUUACAUUUUGAAAAACAUAAUACUUUUUAUGAUGAAACAUUACACUGAUAGCUCUUAUUGGGUGGAAGAUAAGAUAUGCACGCGUGUUUUGGAAGUGUUUGCUGUAUUGAAGCAGUGCAUUGAGGGACGAAAAGAUGAAGUGGCGUCCGUUUCCGUUUGUUGCCUUCCUGGACGAUUGCGAUUGGAUGAAAUUUCUACAAAUAACCCGUUCAUUAAGGGGAAACCCAACGAAAGAUCUGCUUUCUUAUUUACUCCGGAUUCCCAUAAACCUUUGCAUGAAAUAAGCAGCUCCCCAAAUUAUCAGGAAGAACUAUCUACAAGAAGCGUCGACGCUAAUCAAAAAAUUAAAGAGUGGUUCCAUCACUUAAACGAGGAACACUGGAACUUUUACGAACUGAUUGCAGACUUUCAGAAUCUUCUGAUGUAUCUAGCUUCCAAAACAACUGAAUGAGAUUUCAAAGACUAAUUACAAUUCUACUUUACUUAAUUAAAAGGUAACUCCUGAUAAAGUGUACUAGGGACCCCAAAUGAUGUUAUUUACUUCUGCAAAAAAACUAAUAAAUGAACAGUCGGAGACAAGUUCACUGGUCACAGAACAGAGUUGAAAAACAAUUUUAAAUUCAG
Messenger RNA from Saccostrea echinata, 1806 nucleotides. RefSeq lists its product as uncharacterized. Lineage: Eukaryota; Metazoa; Mollusca; Bivalvia; Ostreida; Ostreidae. The record is from RefSeq and is a predicted model, not a curated record. The transcript has 2 exons. Bases 107 to 1633 code for a protein of 508 amino acids.